AUGUUCUUUUCUAAUGAGUUGCUCUCACUGCGGAAGGGGCGCUUUGGCGUUUUGUGGUUGGCAGCUACGCGUGGUCUCACACGCGUGAAUAAGCGCGAUAUACUUGCCGUCGAUGUUACGAGCUCAUGUUCCGAGCUACUGGAUUACGUUAAUGGCUCUAAAAAGUCUCGGCUUUCUUUAUACCUUGCAGCGCAACUAAUCAAAUCACGAAGUAAAUCGUGCUGUGAUGUCGAUAUUGAAAUUCCACUUGCAUCGAAUGAUGAUUUUGGCUCCUUCAAUCUACUAGGGCAACUUGUUGUCCCACAAUCGGAUUUUGAGAUCUCUAUGCCUAGUUUGGAUAACUCAUUCUCUUUCCAAGCACGAUUGGAAGACAUAACGCUCAUUGACACAGCGAUGACACCAAAAACUGAAUCUGGACUCCUGUUCGGCGAAGACUUCCAGACGGAACUUCUAUCCGACCUUCUGGGUGAUGGCGCUUCUGCAUCAGCUGAAGCUGUCUGUAGUUUAUUUCGAGAUUCCUCCCCAAGCAAAGUACGGCGGUCUGUGUUGAAUUUAAGCUCCGAUGACAAGGAGAAGUAUGGUGCUUUUAUGUCAUUUAUGCCAUUCUACAUAGUCGAAUGUGUGCUGAGAACAUCCUUCCUCAUGAAAACACUUUGGAACUUCCCCACUGUCGACGCAAGCGCAUACGGCGAUCGUCAGUUUAUGGGGCUCAAGGUUCUGGAGUUGCUCCAACAAAGUCGCUUCAACAUGAUGACAGUUACGCAUCCUAGCAUUUUCCCCCCUUUCAGCCUUCGAUCCAAUGCGAAUGCUCCGCAAGGUACCAGUCCCAAGCGUCGACGUGUGGACUCUGCGGUCGACGCAAGUGACAUUUCAGUUCGCAACUCAUCUCUUGAUCUCGAGUAUCCAAGACCUUGUGCUGCCUCUUCAGCCGUAAAGUCAAAGCCGUCUCAGGUGACUUUUGGGGCCCUUCAUAUCUCUCAACUCUCCGUUCGAGAUGUACAAGUUUCUCCACCACGUCGUCGUCGUCGUCGUCGUCGUCGCAACUGCCGAUUGGUAAUAGAUGAAGUGCUUCAGCUAUCGAAGGCGGAGAUUAUGAGGAACUUUGAGACAAGUCACGAUGGCUUGCGCACGAGAGCGGAGAUUCUGGCCCCGGCAGCUUCAGAGGCGCAUCCAAGACGUGCAAGAUCGUUCUACGUUGAUCGAUUACUCGCGCUGCCUGCGAAUUGGGAACUGGCCAUUAGUCGAACGCUGAGUGAGCUUUGGCGUUCCAAACGUCGUCUUUGUGAAUCGAUGCCACUGGAAGACUCCCACCCCUUUUCCAGCUGUGCCUCGCGCUCCAAUCUAGGCAGUAUUCGCGAGUCUGUGACAGAAUCCUCCCGUGAAGAGGCUCGAGGUACAAUGAGUGAGCAGUUUUCGGGCCUCUUUGCUCCUCGUGUUUCCUCUCUGGGUCUGGCGCGAGCCUCGUCCAGUCAAGAUCAGGAACAGGAGGGGCGUAGUCUUCAUGCGCCUGUCUCGACUCAGAGUAUCACCAUCCCAGAGGAAGGAAUGCUCCCACCUUCAGUAGAACCGCCAACCAUUCACGAGACAACGUUGUUAGCGCCUGAGAUUCCACCUCCUCAAUUGGAAGAAGAAAAGCUGGAGUCGAUGACUGAAGUGAAACGGCACUUUGGAGGUAGUGUAGAGCGUCCAUUUUUUCCUCUUCCUCUUGUCCUCUACUCUAUUUUUGCACUCUUAUUCUUUGUCAGUACCAUCCAAAAAGUUUCUGGAAGCGAUGAGUCAACGGUGGAGUUCUCCCGACUUCUAGCGCCUUCUACUACUCGAAAACAAGCUGCCAAAGCCUUCCACCACCUCCUCUGUACUCGCUUUUCUUCCAUUUUACUACCAUCUUUCAUCUCUUGUCAGCGUCACGAAUGCCCUUUUUGUGGUGAUUUUUAG
Messenger RNA from Hydatigera taeniaeformis, 1935 nucleotides. The record is from the annotation of a GenBank genome assembly. Lineage: Eukaryota; Metazoa; Platyhelminthes; Cestoda; Cyclophyllidea; Taeniidae.